Molecule: messenger RNA, 2468 nt
Organism: Syngnathus acus (greater pipefish)
Lineage: Eukaryota; Metazoa; Chordata; Actinopteri; Syngnathiformes; Syngnathidae
Product: dynein, cytoplasmic 1, intermediate chain 2a-like
Exons: 17
Coding region: 94-1977 (627 amino acids)
Biological process (GO): transport along microtubule
Cellular component (GO): cytoplasmic dynein complex
Molecular function (GO): dynein heavy chain binding; dynein light chain binding
Source: RefSeq, a predicted model, not a curated record
CCCUUCGCGUUUGCCGUACGUGGCAUGAAAUUGGAUUGUUUUGCUUUUUGGUAAAGAUCCACCAGCCCCGAACGGAGUAAAAGCUGCAGCAUCAUGUCUGACAAAAGCGAACUAAAAGCGGAGCUUGAAAGAAAGAAGCAACGCUUGGCCCAAAUCAGAGAGGAAAAGAAAAGAAAGGAAGAGGAACGCAAGAAAAAGGAGGCAGAUCAACUGAAAGAUACUGCCGUUCACCCUGAAGAGUCUGACUUGGAGAAGAAGCGCAAUGAAGCCGAUGCCCUGCUACAAAGUUUUGGCAUCGCCUCAGAUGUUUCUGUCGCCGCUCCUCCAACGUCUCCAACUGCCAAAUCGGCAGACACCUUAAGCGAGACGGGGAGCCAGGACUCGGAUGGAGCUCCGGGACCAAGGACUCUACACUGGGACUCUGACCCGUCUACUCUUCAACUUCAUUCUGAUUCUGAGCUGGGGCGGGGGGCUUCCAAACUUGGAAUGGCCAAAGUCACUCAGGUGGACUUCCCUCCACGGGAGACUGUGUCUUAUACAAAAGAGACCCAGACACCUGUCAUGACACAGCAAAAAGAAGAUGAGGAGGAGGAGGAAGAAGUCGCUCCGCCGCAGACUGUCGUCGAGACACCGAUCGAGAAGCCCGACCUCAACGAGGAAGAAGAAGUGACCCUCCAUGAACUGACCGAGGAGGAGAAACUGCAGAUUUUGCACUCGGAGGAGUUUGUGAAUUUCUUCGACCAUAGCACUCGCAUCAUCGAGCGAGCUCUGUCGGAGCACGUGGACCUCUUCUUCGACUACAGCGGCCGCGACCUGGAAGAGAAGGAGGGUGAAAUUCAGGGCGGAACAAAACUUUCGCUCAACAGACAAUUCACAGAUGAACGCUGGUCCAAGCAUCGCGUUGUCACGUGUCUGGAUUGGUCGCCUCAGUACCCCGAACUUCUAGUUGCCUCCUACAACAACAACAUGGACGCUCCUCAUGAGCCAGACGGCGUGGCUUUAGUGUGGAACAUGAAGUACAAGAAGACUACACCGGAGUACGUCUUCCACUGUCAGUCUGCCGUUAUGUCCGCCUCCUUCGCCAAGUUCCACCCCAACGUGGUCGUCGGGGGCACAUACUCGGGCCAAAUUGUUCUGUGGGACAACAGGAGCAACAAAAGGACUCCGGUGCAGAGGACGCCCCUAUCUGCUGCCGCGCAUACGCACCCGGUCUACUGCGUCAAUGUGGUCGGCACCCAGAACGCCAACAACUUGAUUAGCAUCUCCACCGAUGGCAAGAUGUGCUCCUGGAGCCUGGACAUGCUCUCUCAGCCACAGGACAGCAUGGAGCUGGUGUUCAAGCAAUCCAAAGCCGUAGCCGUCACCUCCAUGUCCUUCCCGUUGGGAGACGUCAACAAUUUCGUGGUGGGCAGCGAGGACGGCUCCGUCUACAUGUCGUGUCGUCACGGGAGCAAAGCAGGCAUCAGCGAGAUGUUUGAGGGCCACCACGGACCAAUCACGGGAAUCGACUGCCACACGGCCGCUGGGCCGCUGGACUUCUCCCAUCUCUUUGUGACCUCCUCUUUCGACUGGACCGUCAAAUUGUGGAGCACUAAGAACAACAAGCCGCUCUACUCGUUCGAGGACAACUCUGACUACGUCUAUGACGUCAUGUGGUCUCCGACUCACCCGGCUCUGUUCGCUUGCGUCGAUGGCGUGGGCCACUUGGACCUGUGGAACCUCAACAACGACACGGAGGUCCCAACAGCUAGCGUGACUGUGGAUGGGAACCCGGCUCUCAACAAGAUCCGAUGGGCUCCAUCUGGAAGAGAAAUCGCUGUGGGAGACUCAGACGGACAAGUCCUAGUGUAUGACAUUGGAGAGCAAAUCGCUGUUCCGCGGAAUGACGAAUGGAGUCGCUUUGUCCGCACGCUGGCAGAGAUCAACGAGAACCGAGACGAUGCCGAGGAGCUGGCGGCACAGCGUCUGGCUGCGUGAUGUCACAGCGCAGUGUUCAGGGACCAUCGUGAAUACGAACCUUGCUCUGAUGACGGCUUGAGCGUUCCUUAUUGAAGGAUGAGUCAGCUGAUCAUUUCCCACUCUGCUUUUUGGGACAGGUCAAAACAUCAGAGCUAUACUCGCCAAACACCAAACCUUUUUUUUUUCUCAACCAGAUGCCUUAAAUAUGAAAAUGAAAUCCUGUCUUUAUCUCUGGCAUGUCGACAUCUGCCUCACAGGCUGUACAAGCCAAAUGUUUUCUUUCUCUGCACCAUGUUUCUUUAAUUUCAUGUUACCGAAGCAAUCGCAUCUUUAGAAUGUAAGCAUCAUUGUCUUCAUCUCAUAUCUGCAUGAUUGACAUGUUCAAAAUCUAUAUUUUCCAACAUCCUUGCAGCUCUUUAGACUGGAAUGUCCACCAUGCAUAAGAUGACCACCUAUGCUGUAAACACUCAGUGAUUCAAAGAUCUAUAAAAAAAAUUGUUGCUAUCUCA